GUAUUUCCCACUGUGCAGCUCAAAUGUGGGGAGCGCUCUGCCAAUCGCUGGAGGACGGAGCGGGGCCGGGGAUACGCGGAGUUAGGAGCGCAGACAAAAGAAGUUAAAGAGCCGCUUAAUAUAUACAUGUUUUUGAAGGCGGGCAGAGGGAAAAAAAUAACAACAGCCAACGUAGAUGGGCCCGGCCGUGUCCUUAUGGAGCCCCCUUUGAGCAAGAGGAACCCGACCCCGAGAUUAGCGGAUUUGGCAGCGGCUCAGCCCCAUCCGCACCCGCACAUGACGCGCUUCCCGGGGCCGGGGGCCCCGCACGGCCACCCCCCCCGCGCGGCCCACCCGCACCCCGGGGACGCGGAGCCCGGCGGCGCGCUGACGCCGCUCGGCCCCGAGCACAUGGCGCAGCCCGCCGCGCUCCAGCUCGCCCCCGAGGCGCUCACCGCCGCCGCCGCCGCCGCAGCCUUCGCCGCGCCCGCAGCCGCCGCCGCCGCCGCCGCCGCCGCCGCCGCCGCCAGCACCGCCGUCGCCUACGCGCCGCCCGCCGCCGCGCUGCCGGGCUGCCCGACGGGGGGGGCGGCGGGACGCGACUUCCUCCCCCGCCGGGACCUGCCCUCCUCCGCCGCCGCCGCCGCCGCCGCCGCCGCCGCCGCGCACGGGGCCCCCCCGCGCCUCCCGCCCCCGCCGCCCCACGGCGUUUUCAUCUCGGCCGCCGGCACCUACGGCCCCGCCGACGGCGCGCACCCCGCCGCCUUCCCGCCGCCGCCGCCGCCGCCGCUCAACGGGCAGAUGCGGCCGGAGCCGUACGGCCGCGCCGAGCCGCACUACGGCCCCGCGGCGAUGCAGGGCUACGGCCCCGGCGGGCUGGGCCUGGCCGCCGGCCGCGGGCAGCCGCCCCCCCCGGGAGGGCCCGUCGGGGCGGCGGGCGCUUUCCUGCGCUACAUGCGGCCGCCCAUCAAGCAGGAGCUCAUCUGCAAGUGGAUCGACGGCGAGCCGCCGCCGGGCGGAGGGACUCCCUGCUCCAAGACGUUCGGCACCAUGCCGGAGCUGGUGGGCCAUGUCACCGUGGAGCACGUCGGCGGGCCCGAGCAGAGCAGCCACGUGUGCCACUGGGAGGAGUGUCCCCGCGAGGGCAAGCCCUUCAAGGCCAAGUACAAACUCAUCAACCACAUCCGCGUGCACACGGGCGAGAAGCCCUUCCCCUGCCCCUUCCCCGGCUGCGGCAAAGUCUUCGCAAGGUCGGAGAACCUCAAGAUCCACAAACGGACUCACACAGGGGAGAAGCCCUUCAAAUGCGAGUUCGACGGCUGCGACAGGAAGUUCGCCAACAGCAGCGACAGAAAGAAGCACUCCCAUGUCCACACCAGCGACAAGCCGUACUACUGCAAGAUCCGCGGCUGCGACAAGUCCUACACUCACCCCAGCUCCCUGCGCAAGCACAUGAAGAUCCACUGCAAAUCGCCUCCUCCCUCUCCGCCUCCCGCCCCCCCGGGCUACGCCGCGCCGGGGCCCCCCGACGGCCCUCUGCCCCCCGGCUCCGAGCCCCAACCCGAGCCGCCCCGCGCCCGCGCCGCCGCCCUGUCCCCUCCGGUCACCGACCUCAGCGAGUGGUACGUCUGCCAGGCCGGGGGGGGUAGGCGGCCUCGCAGCCCCCCCAGCCGCGCCGCCUCGCCGGGCUCCGAGGGGGACGCGCCCCGCAGGACCUCGGGGGGCCGGGCCGCCCCUUAGGGCUGCGGGAAGGCCGUCAGGUUUGACUCGCGCUAUUUAUUCCGUGUACGAAACCCUAUGGUGUUUGUACGGGCACUAAUUUAAUUAAAGAGACUCGGACGGUUGUGUCCCAUUUCGGUA
Molecule: messenger RNA, 1839 nt
Organism: Gallus gallus (chicken)
Lineage: Eukaryota; Metazoa; Chordata; Aves; Galliformes; Phasianidae
Gene: ZIC5
Product: Zic family member 5
Exons: 2
Coding region: 127-1719 (530 amino acids)
Biological process (GO): central nervous system development; regulation of transcription by RNA polymerase II
Cellular component (GO): nucleus
Molecular function (GO): DNA-binding transcription factor activity, RNA polymerase II-specific; RNA polymerase II cis-regulatory region sequence-specific DNA binding
Source: RefSeq, a predicted model, not a curated record